Messenger RNA from Sodiomyces alkalinus F11, 1253 nucleotides. RefSeq lists its product as hypothetical. The transcript has a single exon. Gene Ontology annotation, molecular function: ubiquitin protein ligase activity. NCBI's taxonomy places the organism in Eukaryota, Fungi, Ascomycota, Sordariomycetes, Glomerellales, Plectosphaerellaceae. The record is from RefSeq and is a predicted model, not a curated record. Gene Ontology annotation, biological process: protein polyubiquitination; protein monoubiquitination. The coding region runs from base 42 to 1124 and encodes 360 amino acids.
CCUCUCUCCCAUCCCGCCGCCCCUCUUGCCCGACAACGGCCAUGCCAACAACGGGUACAGAAAUUACCCCAGAUUUCCGAGAUGUCAAAUCAACCGUUUUAAGGACUACAGUAGAGGGUAUAUCGUCUCAGCCGAUCGCCAGCGAUGACUGCUGCGUCAUCUGCCUCUCGGAUCUCUCCGAACCCUGCGAGGCCCAGCCUUGUGGUCACGGGCAUUUUGAUUAUCUGUGCCUCAUAACCUGGCUAGAACAACAAGCCGCCUGCCCUCUUUGCAAGACGCAAAUUCAACAGGUCCGCUACGAGUUUUCCGACGACCGUAAGAUAUGGAAGACAUACACAGUGCCACAGAAGAGCAGGGAGAGCCAGCGUGCUCCGCAUCGAAGGCCAGCCGAUGCAGAAAGAGGGGCAGCGGCAAACACAUCUCCUGGCGAUCCAAGAUACUACCGUUUUGAGGCGCACAACUUGCGACGACACCAGCGUCCCGACCGCCCUAGAAGCAGACCAUACACAUCCUUGAACACCGGAGGCCGGCACAACCGCGACGACCCCCUCACACGGCGCCGCUUCGUAUACCGCAAUCAGCUCUACUCCCUGCACGUCGGGUCUAACCGCAUGUCCCGCUACCGCGAACUAGCUCCCCAGAUGUUCAACACAGACCCGGAGCUCGUAUCGCGGGCUCGAAUGUUCUUGAGGCGCGAGUUGCAGGUGUUUGAAUUUCUCCGAAGCGGCGACGAUGACGACGCUGCGGAGCCGUCCAGCCGAAACGCAAACGACCCUGUACGUCGUCGCAGAGCCAACAACGUCGAGUUCCUCCUCGAAUACAUCGUCGCCAUCCUCAAGACGGUCGACAUGGUGGGUAGCGCGGGUGUGGCGGAGGAGCUUAUCCGGGAGUUCAUUGGUCGUGAGCAUGCGCGGUUGUUGUUGCAUGAGCUGCGCGCCUGGCUGCGCAGCCCGUAUAUUUCGCUCGAGAACUGGGAUCGUGCGGUGCAGUACCCACCUUUGGAUUGGAGGGGGAGAGAGGGAGAGGGAGAGGGAGAGGGGCGAGCACCACGAACACGCAGUCGGAGCCCGCCUUCGGGAAAGGACGUGACAUAUCCUUCCACAUGGAGGCCGGGGAAUCCAUAGCCAUGCUGGAAUUUUGGGCACAAAAGAGCUACUUUGAUUGAAUGGCGGCGUUUAGGGAACAGUCAUGGACCAUGGCAGGAGUUUAUGCGACCAUGUUAGGAUAGAGCUAUAGAUAUCAAGAUACCCCCU